Messenger RNA from Notolabrus celidotus (New Zealand spotty), 2678 nucleotides. RefSeq names its product SHC-transforming protein 3-like. The transcript has 13 exons. The record is from RefSeq and is a predicted model, not a curated record. Gene Ontology annotation, cellular component: plasma membrane. Bases 23 to 1717 code for a protein of 564 amino acids. Gene Ontology annotation, molecular function: receptor tyrosine kinase binding. NCBI's taxonomy places the organism in Eukaryota, Metazoa, Chordata, Actinopteri, Labriformes, Labridae. Gene Ontology annotation, biological process: intracellular signal transduction; cell surface receptor protein tyrosine kinase signaling pathway.
ACUUCUGUCCAGCUCCCUGAUUAUGAGAGAGCAAACCUUACCCAGGCUAAAAUCACAGACAGGACUCUUACCAGGCAUGCUUAAACGCACCAAAUACAGCCGUCUGCGCAAUGAUUCCCUCACAUCUCUGGAAGAUCCACCCAAAAGACUGCUGCCUCUGAAGGGGGACCUCUGCCUGGACUCUGAUUUUGCUCAGCUGGACCCUGGGACGCCCACACACCAUGAGCCGUCCACCCUGAGGGACUUCAUCCCUCGUGUGGCCAGCAUCCGGUUGCACAGUCCUAUUUCCCUGCGAGGCCCGAGGGGGCAGACGAACAUUGAUGGACACACGGACAGACCCUUGUCCAGUACAGAGUUUUGUUCUGGGCCUGAUCAGAGAUUUCGUAGCCAACCCUCCCUCAUGUGCCCCCAAGCUCAGUCUGCUCUGUGCUGCACAAAAAGACCUGUCACCCUGCAUCGCAUGGCCAGCCUCCCCUGGACCCCUGGCUGUCCACACAGAGACGGUCUGUGCUGUUUGAAGACUCUCUCUGCAGCAGAUGACUGUACAGUGGUGCGGGCAGCAAACAGAGCAAUUCACCAUCACAUCAAGUACAUGGGCAGUGUGGAGGUGACCCAGUCAAUGAGAACCCUCGACUUUGAUACCAGAAUGCAAGUCACACGAGAGGCAAUCAGCAGGCUGUGUGAGAGGACGUCAGCCAAGACAGCUUUGAAAGCUAAAAAGCCCAUCUGUAAGGCACUGUCUGCUGUUCUGGGUCAAAUCAACCUUCAGUUUUCUGGCAGCAGGAUCAUCCUCGCUGUCUCCACAGACAGUGUGACUCUGAUUUCCACCUCCUCCUUGCAGAAGAUCGCCCAUCACCCCAUGCAGGCUAUCUCAUUCGCCUCAGGAGGAGACCCGGACAUGGCAGAUUACAUCGCUUAUGUCGCAAAGGACCUCUGCAAUCAGAGAGCAUGUCACAUCCUGGAGUGUCCCAGAGGUCGGGCCACUGAGGUUAUCGACAGCAUCGGUCAGGCCUUUGAGACUCGCUUUCGCCAGCUUCUCAGCCAACCGCAGCAGCUUCUCUCCAACAACCUCAGGUCAUCAGUGAGACUCUCUCAUAUAUGGAGUCCAGAGGACACGUUAACAGAGCAAAAGGCAAAGCAGCAGGACGGUGAAGUCUUCCAGCAUCGUGACUACUACAACAUGAUCCCAGGGAAGACGCCAGCACCUGUUGGAGUAAAUAACCCUCGGAUCACAGGGGAAGAGAAACACAAGGACGCUGACCUACAUGGGGUUUGUUUGUCCCGGCCUGUUUCACUGUAUGAGAACUGCUCCGUCACAGAAGACACUCCGGCUCCAUCUGCAGAUUCAGAUGAACCUGGCACCGGCGCUGACCCGUCUUCCUCUCUACCUGAGACACCGAUCUCAGACCUGAUCCGGGGCGAAGGCUGGUUCCAUGGCAGGUUGGGCAGAGAGGAGGCGGAGUCUCUCCUUACCUGUAGUGGUGACUUCCUGGUCAGAGAGAGCAGCUCAGCCUCUGGUCAGUACGUCCUCAGUGGGAUGGAAGGAGUAACCGUGCGGCACCUGCUGCUGGUCGAUCCACACGGACAGGUGCGGACGCGUGAUCAGGUGUUUCUGAGUGUUGGUCACCUGGUGCGUUUCCACAUGGAGAACCAGACGCCCAUCAUCUCUGGAAGCAGCGAGUUGUGUCUGAGGCAGCCGGUGCUACAAAGACACUAACACACACACUCACAGACUGUCACAUGCAUACAUCAGCAUUCAGGAGAAGUUGUCUGAGGUUGUUUUUUUUUUAUUACAGCUGGGAAAACAAUGUGGCCAAGAAAAUCAAAUAUUCCAUUUUUAUAGCUCCUUUAAAAGACAACCAGGCCCUUCAAACAUGUCAGACGUCACUUUCCAGACUAUGCUAUGAAUUAGUUAUCAAAACACAUAUAUUCUGUAUGUUCAGUGGAGAAUCUCAUCAAAGACAUGUGCAGACUGCUCCUCGCUCUGUGCUGUGAACAGCUGCUGGCCUGCAGAACACCCUGUCCCCCACUCUCUCUCCCUCAGGCUGAACUUGUUGGUGUUUACUCAGAGAUUAAGCACAAUCGCUGGUGUUGAGAGGAAAUUACCAGAACGUUGGCAGAAUCAUAGCAGAAUAAUCUUUUUCACAUGCUUAAUUUCUCUUGUGUUCCUUUGUUUUGAUCUGUUAUUGUUUUCUGACCCCAUUCCCAAUGCUUUAAAAAUGUGGAAAUAACUUUUCAUCCCUUUUAUUGUUAGAUUCUCUAUAUGGAAUCCAAACACCAUUUAUAAGCAGGAGCUAAGGAAACAGAUUUUCAGUUUACCUCAGAUAAACUGGAUUAUGAUGUUUUUGUUCCCUUUGAAAUUAAAUCAGUUACAUCUUUAGCUCUUUUACCCAAUGAAUCUCUGCUCUCUGCCUGAUACUUCUUUCUUUCUGAACCUAAAACAAAAAACUUUCUUUCUUCUUUCUUCCUUUGGACACAUUUUAAACAGUUUGACAUGAUGUUACAACACAACACAGAGUGCUAGUUUAAUUAAGAGUACUGACAUUAACGUCCAAUUGCUUUUGCUUAACUGUCAUUUGGUUUGUGACUGCCAUCAUACAUUAAUCAAGCUGUGCCUAGAUUUAUAUUACACUUCCACACUCCAUGUUUAACUUUCCAAUAGCCUUGUUUAUUGUCAA